GGAUUCACUACCUUAUGUUAGUUUAUUUUAUGCGAAAAGCAUAUUUUUAACUCUGUUACUAAACCACAACACAUCAGAAUAUCGCCAUUUAAUUAGCAUUCGUGUUCCCUGAUCGACCAAUAGAGAUCCUUGAUCUGGAAAAUGAGAACAAUUUAGGACUUGACACAGUUCUUUGCCAAUAAACAGGGUCUGAUAUAACGAUGUCAUGAUUGGUAACUGCACAGUUAACCACAGGCCCUCUUGUAAGGAAAUGGCCGUAGUCCACACCCCGCCAGUCUUAUAUAAAACUGCGCUUAUAAAAAUCAGCAUGAAAACACAGUCCAAACUUCCAGCUCCAAAAAGUGUCCAAGACAAACAGCAAUGGUAGCAUUUUGCAGACGUUUCUUGUUGCUUCUGACAUUGAAUUGUUUGAUAUGGACGGCUGAGUCAAUUCGACAAGCCCGGAGCUGCUACAGUCCUCUCAAAGGGUACAUUUUCUGUUCGUUUACGAUACACGACACAUGGAACUUCGUGCAUUUCCGAACAUGGCUAGAUUCCUUAAAAAUCCCGGUGGAGCAUGUUGAACUUUCCCUCCAGUGCUUGAAUAGUGGGUCCGUCUUCCUGCCCUGGCCCAUGAGAGCCCGUGCUCUUAAAAAGUUUGAGAUGAGGAACUGUGCUAUUAAAGGUUACUUCUCGGAAUAUAACCAAGACCCAGAAUACCCGGAUACGCUUAAUGAAAUCUCAAUGAUUGAUUGCACCAUAGAAACCGAUAUCAACACAAACAUUCAGAGAACUUUGUUUACCCGUGUGUCCAAGUCGUAUAGUUGUGGGCAGCAGACGGUUAGGAGUCACGUGAUGAGAAAUAUUUCGUUUUCUUUCCUUCCUACCUCAUCUGCACCACCCCUAAAUGUUCUAAAUCGAGUGUUUUCUGCAAUGCGUCGACAAUCGAAAAAUCGUGACUUUACCUGUAACUAUGACAACCUCUUCCAUUUGGAGGAAUCACAGAGCGACAGUAUAUCGUCCAUUCAUUUCGAAGUUAUGACAGACAUAUCCAACUACCACAAUCUGAGGACAUUCAAUUUUUCGUCUAAUCUCUUAACUCACUUGCCAAAUCAUCUUAGACAGUGGCAUAAGUAUUUUCCAACUUUGGAAGUUCUUGACUUGUCAAAAAAUCGGUUACGGAAAUUCGACUUCGAGAAGCCGAAGACCUUUGGUCGUCGUAAAAUCUUAUUUGUCAAUCUUCAGCACAACAGAAUCAGCGAUGUACCCGAGAACAUUGCCUCUUAUAUCGACGGACCAGUUCCUGUAAUACUUGAUUUAAGAAAUAACCCCAUUCGAUGUACGUACAAUACGUUUGAACUUGUGAAAUACCUGAACAAAAUUAAUGACAUGUUUCCCGUUUUGAGCUUUAUGACGGACAUCAAGUGCAGGUUGUCUGCACACUCACUUAAAUCCAAACCGGAGCUCGUUAAUAACCCCACCAUGGCCUCCAAUGACAGCAGAUCCAGAGUCCUUCAACUUCUCAAUCUGUUUGCAUUUAAGUAAAGUAAUAUAUAAUUCUCUAUCUAUGUAUCUAAUUUAUUUCUAUUAUGUAUACAAUGCAUUUUAUUUUAAUUUAUUGAAUUGUUGUGUUGAAAUAAUUCAUUCGUUGAGUAAAUGGGGUAAUCUAUUUUCAUUUUGUUGAAUAUUGACCUUGAUUGUUCACUAUUAUCAUUCAUAUUUUAUCAUUUUAUUAAAC
Messenger RNA from Ostrea edulis (European flat oyster), 1717 nucleotides. RefSeq lists its product as uncharacterized. Lineage: Eukaryota; Metazoa; Mollusca; Bivalvia; Ostreida; Ostreidae. The record is from RefSeq and is a predicted model, not a curated record. Bases 361 to 1524 code for a protein of 387 amino acids. The transcript has a single exon.